Anisakis simplex (herring worm) is the source of this 342-nucleotide messenger RNA. Lineage: Eukaryota; Metazoa; Nematoda; Chromadorea; Rhabditida; Anisakidae. The record is from the annotation of a GenBank genome assembly.
AUGAGAUCCGACGGCGUGGUGAGCCGAAGGAUCACUGAUGCGUCCACGAGUAAUCCUCGUGGACCUGCACGAUACUGUCCCAUUAAUCAGAUUUCUCUUUUCAAGGAAACGAUGGCCGGCCGGAUGGAACCAGUUGAAGUAGCGUGUGCAGUGCUCGAUGAAUGUGCUCGUUCCGCGAUCUACGAGGACGAUUUGAUGGCCGAAAAAAAAAGCGAUUCGAAAGGAACAUUGCAUUUGAGAGGACAUGAGAAUGAAUUGACGACAGUUGAUCCGAAACUGAAUAUUUAUCACAACUGUAACGAUGAACGGAAGGUGAAACACUUCCCUGUUUUCACGUACUGA